This is a messenger RNA of Leguminivora glycinivorella, 10227 nucleotides long. Its product is annotated as titin-like. The record is from RefSeq and is a predicted model, not a curated record. The transcript is spliced from 5 exons. Gene Ontology annotation, biological process: regulation of DNA-templated transcription. The coding region runs from base 158 to 7654 and encodes 2498 amino acids. NCBI's taxonomy places the organism in Eukaryota, Metazoa, Arthropoda, Insecta, Lepidoptera, Tortricidae.
ACUUCGAUGUGUUUCAUUAUUGUUGUUUUACGUAAAUUAUUACAAAAAUAUUAUUAUUCUUCCAUAUCAUCAGAUAUCUAACAAAGACUUUUUCACUGAGAUUUUAGGAAGACCUCAUUCUAGCAAAUAUUAACUUGUUUGCAGAUGAAGUGUGGGAAUGGAUAGAUUGAACCAGUUGCGCGGCGGCGGCGCAGGCGGCUCGCGGGACUCGUCGCUGGACGGCUCCGGGGCCGGCGACUCCUUCCUCACGGCCAACGACACGCCCUCCAAGUACUACUCUCUCUCAGAAGACGACUCCUUUGACAACGACAUCACUAAAGACGUGUCACUGGCGACGACCAGCGCGGAGUCCACUCUCAACUCCUCCGACUGCUUUCCUAAUCUAUCUCCAAUCGGAAAAAUAGACUAUAAGAUUGGCAAACAAAUUGAGGCCGCUAACAUUCUGUCAGGUGGAGUCAACAUAUUUGAUGACAAUGACAACUCUUACGAUGGCAAUGAACUAGUGAUAGAUGACAAUGUUGAAGUUGACAAAUCUCCCAACUUGAAGUCUCCUGAGAAUUCCACUUUGCUUGACAAUGUUGAAAAAGCUUCUACAUCUAAGGUGGAAAGUUCUAGUAAAGGUGAUGUUGAAUCUGAAAAUAAUCAAACUUUAAAGCCACCAGAAAGCCCACGUCUUCCUUUGCAAGGUAGUAAUGAAUUAAGUAAGCAAUCAAGUUUAAAGCUACCAGAAACUGUCUCAUUAGACAAAGUUGAUGGGCAAUCUAUGGAGAUAGUCCAAAAUGUGGCAGAUGAGCCACCAGUUACUGCCGAACCUCCAUCAAACCAAGGUAGUCUCUUGGACCAUGCUCUUCCAUUUGAGGAGGUAGCAAGUAUUCCCAUUAAUGGUGAAGAACAAUUAGCAGAAAUUGCUAAUCUUCCUUUAGAUGGAGAGCAGAUUGCGCAUCUUGACAAUGAAGCAGAGAUAGCGGAGGCCAAUCUGCCUAAUGAUAAUGGCGAAGCAAAUCUCCCAAAUGAUAACAGUGAAGAAAAUAUACCAGAUAACAAUGCAGAAGAAGACAGGACAGAGGUUGUUCUUCAGAUUGAUGGGAACAAUGUGGCGGCCAUUAGUAUUGGGACGGGGCUGUACUUGUACCGGAAAGAGGGGCAGGAUGAGCUCGCUGCAGUGCAGAUAGUUAAGGAGCCGCAAGAUGAGGAGCCUAGCUUCAAGUUUCUUAAAGUCCGAGAAAACGCCGAAGGCAAUUUAGAAGUGUACGAAGAGAUACAGGAAAUAGUGGUAGUGCCGCAAGAGACGCCUAUCAGAGAGAGACCGGCGCCAGCUGCCCCAAGUACGUCAAAAGACAACAUCAAACCAGUCGUUUGUGAGCCAAGUACAAGCAAAGAUGCUGAAAAGGUUACCACACCAGACAAGGACACUCCUGUUGCGUCCACUUCUAAACAAGACAUGGAGCCUAAAGAAACACAAGCUGAUAAAACAGAACGAAACGUAAACGGAAAAAUGGUCAAAUUCAGCGAGUCGAGGAAGUCACCCCUUAUGGUCCAUUCCACCCCUAAUAAGGAAGGAAUUCCUUUAACCAAAACUAUGGUAGACCAGCAACUACAUCCAAACAGGCAUUCAGACAACAUCAAGAAGACUAUAGAAGUCCACACAGACAAUUCCAAACAAAAGAUUUUGGAAUCACCCUCAACAUCCAAAACAAAGGAUGUUACUAGUCCUGACAAAACCAUUGACGAAAUCCCAGCUGGCGAUAAACCAGUAGAUAAGGACAGUCCUGACAAAAAGCAUAUUAGUAUAGUGACAAAGGAAAUAGUGCCUGAUGUAAUUGAGAAGAAAACAGAUGAAAUCCCCAGCAGUUCUGAUGCCAAAACUAGUGAUAAAGUAGACGUUACGAAAAUUAAAGAAGAUGAAGCGAAAGUUUUAAUGAUAGGAAAACUAAUGGAAUCAGUAAAAGUACCAAUUGCUAAGGAUAAGGAAAAGAUGAAAAAAGAACAACCUGGAGACAAUUCUAAGAAAUCAAAUAUUGCUCCAAGCACAAGUUGUUCUGAAAUUUCAACAACAAGUAGUGUAGAAAUUUCUACCACGAGUGUUACUGGGGAUAAUAAAAUUGAUGAAAAGCAACCUUUAAUAGUCGCACAACCAUUACCAACAGACGCGAAAGCAUCAACUAUUUCAUCAUCAGCAGGCUCCCUACCAAUGGAGAUUGAUAAUUCAAUAGUUAAAGCUUCCAUAAGUGAAAAACCUGAAAUAAAACCAUUAAUACCUGCUACAGAAAUCAUUGAAUCAGAUGAUAUGGAGGUUGAUGAAGAUGUCUUAGUUAUAGAAGAACAGAUUAUUGAAAGCCAACCUGAAAAAUGUGAACCACAGAAACCAGAAGUAAAAACUGUAGUCCCGGCCGUUACAAUGAAAUCUGCAACUGCUGUAAAUCAAACGAAAAAUGUUUUGGCAACACAAAUAAUUAAACCUUCAACUUCCAUUGUAAAUAAAACUAGUGUUGCUGAGAGUCCUCAGUCAGGCAAUUCAAGCUUGAUAAAUGUUACAGGCGUAAAUUUGACGAAAGGUCCUAAUAUCAACAAGCUUGAUAAAUCGGAUAAAACAACAAUACCAACAUCCGUGAAAAAUCUUAACACCAACCCUGUCAAAUUUGAUAAGCCUAUAACAGAAAGUAAGCCUGUAGCUGAACUGAAAAAAAAUAGCUUUAGUAAAGUUGAACCUAAAGAAAUCAAUCCUAAAGAUACUCCACUAAACCAUAAUAUUAAAAUAAUAAAAAACGAAUUAAUAAAGGAAACUACGCUCCCAAAAGACAAAUUAAAUCAAAGUGUAGGAAAAUCGUUGAAUGUCAAGGAAUCAGUUAAAAUCAAACCCACUGAAUCUAAGCUGGCUGCGGUUAAUCCUUUGAUCUCAAGUGCUAAAGUAAAUCAUUUAAUCAUCAAUAACAUGCACAAUAAACCCGAGAACGUACCUUCUAAAUUGGAAUUAAAAGACAAGACAUUAGAGAAGAAAGAAGCGUUACCUAUGCCAAAUGCAAAAGACAUGAAAACCACAACAUUAUUAACCAGUAAAGAGCAGCCACAAAGUAGGCUACCAAUGAAUACUCAAAGUUUAGUCAAACCAUCCUUGAAGUCAGAUAUCAAACCCCCAAUCAUAAAUAUUGCUGAAGCCAAAAGAGAAAUUAAUCAUAAAUUAUCAAAUUCAGUUGACUCAAAACCAAAGUCUAUUAAUAAUAAUCAUGCACCUGUUCCUUUCGGCAAGUGGACUGAAGCCAAUCGCCAAGACUUUUUGAAUAAAAUCAAAGAAUCAAAGCCAGUCAACAUCUCUAAUGCUAACCAGAUUAAGCAGCCAAACGAUCUCAACAGGAGGGAUGUUCUGAAAAAGAUCGAUAGUCAAAGGCAAACAUAUAAUGCACAUGCAAAAAUUCAAGAGUCACUAAAUAAAGGUAAUGUCAAAGCUGAAGCGUUUACGAGCAAGACAGCUCCUGCUACUUUAACUAAGGUAGAACCUAAAGUUUCUGUGAAACCUGAGGCUCCUAUUGUAAAACCUAAACCAAUUGUUGAAAACAAACCUGAGCAAGAACCCCAAAAGAUUCAGCUAGAACCCGUAGUUGCAGCUGCUACAUCUAGCACUAAUAAAAAGGAACCAAGAAAGGAAAUCAAUAAUCAGCACCUAAUUGAUAGAACAAUAGAAGGUAUCAUAAAUAGGGCAGUGACCGGAAAAAGCCCUGAACCUAUUGUGCCAGCUGUCACUGAAAAACCUAUUACUGAGAAAGUUAACAAAAAGCCUGAACCAAAAACUAACAGCCAGCCCACUCUUUUAGACGCUAUAGAAAUGAAGAUGAACGAACUCCACGGCAUCCCUUUCGUUGAAAGGCCGCCACAUGAAUUGCCACGGCCAUAUACGGAGUCUAAAGUUUCCAAAAUUGAACCCCAGAUACCACCAAAGGUUAGCAAGAUUCCCAACUUGCUGCCUCUACCUAAAUCUCAGCAGAAACUCGGCGAAGGGGACGUUAUAAAUCUAGAAAGUAAAGAAAAGUCCCCGAUUUUGUCCUUAAGCUCGUCUAAACCCGCAGAAAAGUUGGCCGCGAAAUCGGCUCACGAGGCGAACACUAGUAAAGACAAAGUAAUAACCGAAAAGGAAUUCGAUAAGUUUGCGAGGCGCAAUUCGGUCACUUAUGAAGAUCGUUUAACUAUUACUGACUCUCACCAAGUCAUCCAAACGGUCGUACCUAGAGAAGUUCCGCCGAAAAAGAUUUCGCGAAACGAGCAAAUGCUCGCUGAAGCCAAAGCAAAGUCGCCCCACAAGCAUAUACCCGUGAAGCAGUAUCAUCCGAGCAAAGCCGCGAGCAAGUACAUUCCCGUGGAAUCUAAUAAGCAGUACCAAUCGAAGCUUCAACUGGCAUAUCAGACGGCGAUAUCAGUCAGCGCUAAGCGACGUAUCGAAAGCCCUAUCACUAUCAUAGAAGACAAGCCGGUCAAAGUCGUAUAUUUAGAUUCAAACGUUUCGGAAUUUAAUAGUGUUCAGUUGAACGUACAAGGUCGGGAUCUUUCACCGGCUAAGCGAGUGUCAGAACCUGACGCGGUCACCGUUGGAACUGGGGAUUCUCUGGAUUCCGACAUGCUCGAUGCUGUAGAUGAUAGGCAGGACGAGGUCAAAACCAAGAGCAAACAUCAACGCAAACAGGUGCUCACCCCUGUAGAGACCCCCGACUUGGAGUUGAUUGAGCCUAGUGACCUGGGUAUAGAAGUGUCGCCUAAGAAGAAGCGGAAAACUGAAGAUAAGCCAGAGAGGAAGCAAAAUCUCGUUCCCAAGAAGUCGUACUUGCUCGGAAGGAGCGUCGAGGAACCGACAGAGAUCCGACCGAGUCCCAUGCCUCCCGUAGUGCAUACUGAUGCGGUUUCGGCUAUAGACAGCCUGGUGAAGGCGGCCGAGCUGCUCGAUCAGUCGGAGUCCUUGAACGCUAGUGUCCAGAGCGUGGACAGUUCGCAGAGUACUCCGGUCAAACGCGGCCGCGGAAGGCCUAGGAAAAAUCCUCUACCGGAUGCCGCGGGAGAAACGACAGUUAGUCCUCAGAAAAAACCACGACUCAUCGAUGCAAAGGCUCCUAAACAUAUCAGCAGUUCCGACGAUUCUAGCGACGACGAUUCCAUGAUCAAAGAAAACUGGACGAUGGGAAAGAUAAACGAAAAAAUUGUCUGUCCCAUCUGCAACAAACUCUUCAGAUCAGAAAACGUUGUGUUCAAACACGUAAAGCACUGCACUGGACCAUCCCCGAGCCGAUCCGAUUCCGAAAAACGCAGCCCGCGACGCUCGCGACUAUCGCGCGAGAGUGAGACGAAAUCGCGAGACAGCGAACCCAAAUCGGGAGGUUCGAGACAGGAUGCCGAUGAAGUCGAUCUCUCUCCGGUCAGAAAAACUCCUAGCAAAAGAAAGUCGAAAGACUCAGGUAAAUCCUCUUCGAGUGACGACGUCAUUCCCGUCGAACCUGACGUUAAAGAAGAUGAGCCUAAGAAAACCGAACCACGAAAGACCAAUAAACCUAAACUCAAUCCGAGGGCUAGUAGUCUCGUUUGUGAAGUUUGUAACAAGAGCUUCAGACAGCUCUCCUACUUGGUCAGCCAUAAGCUGCAGCAUAAGAAAGAAGACAAAAAGCAAACCAACGAAACUCAGGCUACCGAAAAGUCGGUGUUCAGUUGCGAAACUUGUAAGAAAGAAUUCAGGAAAUUACACCAUUUAGUGCAACAUAGAUUGAUCCACAAUCCGGUGCAGUCGAGGGCGCUAAGGAAGACUUCUUCUGAACAGAAGGAGCUUCCCAAAAACCUAGAGGCUUCAAAGAUAGAUGACCAAAGUGCAGGUUUCCGUUGCGAACCUUGCGACAAGUCGUUUAGGAAGUUACACCAUCUCGUGGAGCACAGAGAAACUCAUGAUGGCAUUAACCGGCAGAGAUCCAACUCCAUAACCCAGGAAAAGGAGAAAGAGAAGCCGACUCCUCCACCGCAGUGCGACAUCUGCAAGAAAACCUUCAGGAAACUCCACCAUUUGAUCGAACACAAAGAGCAACAUCUAGAGACUAGCUCAGAGAAAUCAGACGACCAGAAGAGCGUGAAAAGCGCGUUGUCUACUAAAGACAUUAUUCACGAAUGCAAUUUGUGCUACAUGGUGUUCCCCAACGAGCAUUCGCUGAAUAAACACACAGUCAUUUGUCUGAGGAAAAAGAAACAAUCAGCGGCCAAACAGGCGGCGGCGCUAGAAGAAAAGAAUGCCGAAGAGAGUGCUAAGGCUGAAUUGUCAGUGGAAAGUAAAGAACAGUCUGUAAAAGAGCCACCGCCAGUGGAGACUAAAGUUGUUGAGGAAAAAGUGGUCAAAGCUCCCGAGAAACCAAUAGUUCUUCCUAAACCAGAAGUAGUAAAAGCACCUCAGGUAAAGGAAGACCCACCUAAACCACCAGUAGUACCGACAGUCGAGAACGUAGAAAAACAGAGCGAGCCUAAACCGACCGAAAAGAAAGUAUCGCCGCCUGAGGUUCCAACUCCCAAAGUCGCAAAGUCUGUAGAGACUCCGGCUAAGGUCAAGCAAGUAGAUGAGGUCAUAGUUAUUGAAGAUACGCCUAAGAAGAAAACUCCUAUUAAAGAUAAAGCGGCGCCGAGUGUGACGAAGCGUCAGAAAGUCGCUCCGCCGGCCGAGGAGCGAAUCGCGCCCUCCAGCGACGAGGAUGAAGUCCGCUACAUGUUCAACCCCGACUUCAAAGUUGCAGAGACAGCUGAGAGUAAAACCUUCACGAAAAUCCGGGCCAAAAAGCGCAAUUCUUUGCAAUUCGAGAAACCGCAUAAAGAAGUAGUGAGAAGACGGUCGUUACUCCAGCACCCGCCUAAGAUUCCGCGUCUGCGCGCACAGUCGGACGACGCUCCCUCGCCACCCGCACCCAAACCGGCGGCGAAACCCAAAAUAGAAGUAGAAGUGCCUUCAACAGACUCCGAUGACAGCGACGUAAAGUACUCCUUCCCGAAGACUGUUCCAGAAAAACCGGAGAAAGAAGAGGUUCCGGUGGAAGAGCCGAAACGUAGGAAGACGAUGGCGGAGAAAAGAAAGUCUCUCAGUGCGAUAGCGAAGCGAAAGUCGCUAGGGAAGGCCAUUGUCAAGCCGGCUAAACCUUCGCCUGCGAAACCGAUCAAACGACGCACAGCCCCGGCCGAGCACAGGUGCGAUUGCGGGCAACUGUUCAGUAGCGCCGCCCUGCUCGCGCGCCACGCCUCGCUCGCGCACACGCCGCCGCGCGUGCGCCGGCCGCGGGACCUCGCCGCGCCGUCGAGCCGCAAGGCCAGCGCCGACCGGCUCAAGAAAACUGUCAAGGACGUCGAGCAACCGAGGAAAAGUGUCGACCAGGUAAAAAAAAGUGUUAAUGUUGAGAAACAGAGAAAAAGUGUCGAGCGAUCACGGAAAAGUGUCGACCCGAUCAAGAAAAGUGGAAAGGACGCCAGUAGUGUCGAGUUACCUCGUAAAAGUGUCGAUCAGGUAAAGAAAAGUGCUAAGGACGUCAGUGUCGAGCAAAAGAAAGUUGUGAGCGGUAAGGACAGUGUUCAGAAGUCGGUGAAAAAGACGGCUAGUGCGAGGGGCCGCGUCCAUACUGGCGUGCCGUUGCCGGAUAAGCGCCCUUCGAGGAAAUAGAGGUCUUGUAGGUACUAUGUGUUUUAUGGGUCCUAAUUUUUCGGCUAAAUCACAAACCGUGUAACUCCACUGAAAAACUUUAGAGAUAUUGAAGUAUCAUACAUACCUUUUCACUUCAUUGGGAGGAGACAAUAAAAUUGAAGUUAUGUGUAUGUGUCCAAUUUUUGGGCACAGGAUAGAAUCCCUACGUAGUGGUUAUUUCCCCCAGUUAAUACCAAGAUGUUACCAGCAAUAGUAAAGUAGGUAACUACUGGGAUUUUUUCCGCACAUUUUACCACUGGUUCUUUUGGUUGGCUAAAGAACUGCCGGCAGUUUUUAUCUAUCGUUAUUUUCCCACUAGUCACCAGUGAUAUAAGUAAGAGAAAAAGUUCCCAAUAAUUACCAAUGGUAACAACUUGGUGGUAACUAAUGGGAAUCGUCCUUACCAUAGGUAAAAAUGAGUUGGUUUGAUUUGUUUACACUGUAACUAAAAUUACUGCGUGGGUAUAUUUACGCGGCCUAGUAAGUCCUAAAUACGGGCCUAUGACAUUAGGAGACCAUAACGCGUGUAGUACGGCCUUAAGUUUUAGUUGUAAGGGGCCUCCGCUUUACGCAAGGGUUCACUGUCAAUUUGAAGGAAGACUAUUUCAGAAUAGAUACUAAACAUAUUACAUAACUUAUCAAAUUUAUAAGAAUUUGACGCACUAAAUACCACUAACAUAGUACCACCGAUUCACGCCAUAUUCUUGACUUGCCAAGCAAUUUCCAACCUCAUGUGUGAGUAUAUUUGUACUCGACCAAUCCGAAAGAAAACGUUUUGGACCAACAUAGUUUUUUUACCCAAUUAACCUUAAAACUGUUAGAAAAAAGCAUUGGGGUUCAAAAUUAUUUAGCAAGCAUUUUCAAGUCAAAACAUUCUACAGACAUACUGGUACCCUCCAGAGGUACCUAUAUUAAAAUUGUGCAAAACGAUAUGCAGUCGUAUGACGCCAUUCAAGAUCUUAAUGGCCUCUCAAGGUCUGGAAAGCCUUGAGAAAUUAUUUGUGACGUGACAUCAGACUUACGAGUUACGUUAUAUGUCCCCAACCUAAUGGCGCAACUGAACGGUUAGGGCUGAAAUAUUAAAUCUUCAUUUUUGCAGUGGCACCCUUUUAGUGCCUGAGCGCGGCCCCAGACUGAUUGGGCGGCUCCCCGUAUAGCUGUAAGCAGUCGGAAGCUAGUUGGAACGCGAACCGGUUCUCAGGCCAAGAAAAGCCGGUUUUUCCGAACCUAUAACCGGUUCGCGUAUAGGACGCGCCACGCGCUCACAAUAAUGUAACGCACGGACCACUGUAUAGAAAUAUUUUUACAAUUUUGAAAUAUUUUGUUAUUGUGGGCCGUCGUGUCUCGAGUGUUUAUAUUGUACAUUUAAUAUUAAGAUAUAUAAGUAUAUUUUGUCAAUUUGAAUUGUUGUAGCGUAAGAAUAACUAAUCUAUUUAUGUUGUUCAGUAGUUAAGACUUGAUUUCAGACGUAUGAUCCGUUGUGCAAUCUCUGUUGACAGUACUGUAUUAUAAAUGCAAAGUACUGUUUAAGUUUGAAAUUAUAUAAGAUGAACGGUUUUGGUAAAAAUCUGCGCUAACAUCGACCCUAUAUUUUAGAGAAUCAUGUCCAAAAUGUACAUUAUGUUCAUCUUAAAUAAUUCCAAUUAUACUUCUGUUUUAACAAAUAAAGUAGAAUGAAGAUUUAUUUAACGACUAGGAUUUAAGUUGCAGAGCCAAAUGACCAUUUUGGUUUAUUUGAGUGACUGGAUUAAGUUCUCAUUAUAAUAAAUGUGGAAAUACCUCUCCUUGUAAGUACGCAACCUCGAGCGGGGUGUGCGGGCAAUCGAAUAAUUAUAGAAUAUUUUUUGCGAUUAUGUUUUUUAAUUCGUUUUGUUAGCAGUUAGGGUAGUGCUUGUACAUUGGCCACCCCUCUUGUUAUUACUGCUGUGGUGGUUAAUGCUAGGAGGGUGGCAAACGGGCAAUUUAUCCUGAUGCUAGAACCAUAAUUAUUCGAAAAAACUAUUUUAUAAUCACACCUUUUUAACAGAUCAGUGAAACAUAAGUUUUAUUCAAGUUUUGUUUCAAUAAUAACUUUACAUUUUUAACUCGGCAAAUGUAUUUUAAUCGGGAUUAUUACAUCGGAAUAUAAUUAAUGUAACGGCACUUUUGUCUGUGGACGCUACAUCGUUCCUUCAGUGAAACUGAACUGUAUGCAAAAGGCGGAAGGUUGAUUUUAGGGUGACUUGUAAAUUCUAAUAUUUUUUUAUUUUAAAUGUCUGUUCACCCUUCAGCUGGCUUCCAGUAGGUCGUAAAUUAUUUAGUGCUUCUUCAAUAUUUUGGAAUCAUAUUUCAUAUAAUCUAUAAAUCAACAAUAAACAAGUAAGUAUAUAAUUAGAUGAUUGUAAUGACAAAUGUUUAUAGUUAUUUGUAAUAAAUGAAUUUCGAGGCAACCUCAAUUUGGAAUACAUUUAUAUUUGACAAAUUAGGAAAAUAGAUAUUUUUGGAAUCCAUAAACAAUUACAAAUUGAGUAUUAAAUUUCCAAAUUUGAGCAUAGAGAGCUAAGUAGGACCAA